This is a messenger RNA of Micropterus salmoides (largemouth bass), 1732 nucleotides long. It is a transcript of the gene ubiad1, whose product is annotated as UbiA prenyltransferase domain containing 1. Gene Ontology annotation, cellular component: Golgi membrane; endoplasmic reticulum. Gene Ontology annotation, biological process: vitamin K biosynthetic process; menaquinone biosynthetic process. Lineage: Eukaryota; Metazoa; Chordata; Actinopteri; Centrarchiformes; Centrarchidae. The transcript has 3 exons. The record is from RefSeq and is a predicted model, not a curated record. Gene Ontology annotation, molecular function: prenyltransferase activity. The coding region runs from base 237 to 1286 and encodes 349 amino acids.
UACACUUCUGGCAGAGGAAAUGGCGGCCGUUGGGUUAACGGUGGCCAACAAGUCAACUGUCGAAGUUGACACCGAAACUACCUAACUUCCUCUCACCGUACCCGGCUCUGUGGCCACAUAAAUAUGUUUUUAAGGGGAGUGAAAGCCAGUGUGUGUCCGAUGGUAGAGACAUAACAGGAACACCAGACUCUUGACAUUUGGGAACACUGCUGGAACUGUAGACCCCUUGCAGAGGAAUGGCCAAUGAGCAGAAACAAAGUAGGGCAGAAACAUUUGUACUGGCUGGACCGAAUGGUCACAAUGGACAACAGUGGCAGACUGGAAUGAGUAACUCGGUCAGUCACUCUCCAGGCACUAACCACAUGUCGAGGAUGGCUCGCGUUGCUUCAGAUGUAAGGCAAAAGUGUGCGGCCUAUGUGCUAGCACUGAGACCAUGGAGCUUCAGUACCUCGCUGACACCGGUGGCCCUUGGCAGCGCUUUGGCGUACAAACUGGAUGGCUCUGUGGAUUUGGUCAUCCUGAUGGUGUGUGCAGUGGCUGUCCUUGUAGUCCAUGGGGCAGGCAACCUUGUAAACACCUACUAUGACUUCUCCAAAGGGAUUGACCACAAGAAGAGUGAUGAUAGGACUCUUGUGGAUGAAAUAUUGGCACCGCAGGAUAUUGUUAUGUUCGGAGCAUUGUUAUAUUCUUUGGGGUGCUUGUGUGCCACUCUGCUUUACUUCCUGUCUACACUUAGACUGGAGCACCUAGCCCUCAUUUACUUCGGGGGACUCUCCAGCUCUUUUUUAUACACUGGAGGCAUUGGCCUCAAGUACGUGGCCCUGGGAGACGUGGUAAUCCUCAUCACCUUCGGCCCGCUGGCAGUCAUGUUUGCCCACGCGGUGCAGGUUGGCUACCUGUCAGUGCUGCCGCUGGUGUAUGCCGUCCCACUGGCCCUCAACACAGAAGCCAUCCUACACAGCAACAACACCAGAGACAUGGACUCUGACAAGCAGGCGGGCAUUGUCACCCUGGCCAUCCUUAUAGGCCCCACACUGUCCUACGUCCUCUACAACCUCCUGCUUUUCGUCCCCUACGUGCUCUUCUGCAUCCUUGCCACCCGUUACACCAUCAGCAUGGCGCUGCCCUUGCUCACGCUGCCCAUGGCCUUCCCGCUGGAGAAGCAGUUCCGCAGCCGAUGCUACGCCAAGAUCCCCCAAAAGACGGCCAAGCUCAACCUCCUCAUGGGACUCUUCUAUGUGUUUGGGAUCAUUCUGGCGCCGCCUGGCAGCUUGCCGUUAUUGUGAUUAAUUAGCUUUGAUAUUUCAAAUUUUGUCGUUUUAAUACAGACUAGUUUAUGUAUUUGUAUGAAGCUAUCUGAGGGCUUUUACCGACUUUAAUUUACUUUCUAAUUUAUUUGUUAAACAGAAAUUUUGUUUAGGUCCUCCUCUGCGACGCUGAAGGCAUAAUAAGAUGUAUACGUUUCAGUAUUAAGCCCGCUGUAAUGUGUUAAAAGUAAUAAGUGUUGGUGUCAUUUUGUAGAGGUAGGAAACAUUUUCAUCGUACAAGGAUGGACAAUAAACCCACAGUUGCCAUAUUUGUUCUUCUUGACCUAAAAACAUCAAUAAACCAUUAUUCCCCUAUUCUCAACAUUAUACGGUAUAUACUGUUAAUUUGUUUAUUGUGAAUUAUGUGUUUUGGGAAAGCCAAACAGUACUUUAUUGGAUUGUAAUAAAACCCACUGAUGCUUAUA